CAGAGAAAUAAAAACUCGGUUGUAGCUUCAGUUUUCGUUCCAGCAAGAGCAUUGUCCAUAWACUGAAAUUUUGGAUAUAAAUUAACUUUGAAUCAUAGAUAUCGUUCAUAAUGUCGAUGAAUACGAGCUACAGGUAUGAGAUCGAAAGACCAGGRGCAAAAAAUUUGCGAAAAGCGCUAGAGAGACAAGAACAAAGAAUUAAGUAUGAUGAAUGGAUGUCAGGAAGAGAUGCAGCCGUCAAAAAUGACAUAAGAGUGAAUCUUAUAGCAGACUGGGCUGAAAAGCUUGAAGAGACAAGUGCAUGUCGAAGUGUUAAACGAUGGCAUGAAGAAACCAAAGAUGAAUUGGCAUUGACAAAUAAAGAGCUGUCUGCCGUGCGCAAAGCUCAACUUCGUAAACUACUAACAGAAGAGAAUAUGAUUUUCCAGCAAGAGCUGAAAAAUAUGGGAAAAGCCUUCUAUAUACAAAGAACUUGAUGUCAUUAAUGUACGUAUUCUCUAAAAUGAGAUUUUGUCAACUAUUAACUUUGUAAUUUCUGUAGAUAUUUAUUAAAUUAUUAAUAUAUAUUUUCA
Messenger RNA from Exaiptasia diaphana, 572 nucleotides. RefSeq lists its product as uncharacterized. The record is from RefSeq and is a predicted model, not a curated record. Bases 111 to 476 code for a protein of 121 amino acids. The transcript has 5 exons. Lineage: Eukaryota; Metazoa; Cnidaria; Anthozoa; Actiniaria; Aiptasiidae.